Molecule: messenger RNA, 2674 nt
Organism: Limanda limanda (common dab)
Lineage: Eukaryota; Metazoa; Chordata; Actinopteri; Pleuronectiformes; Pleuronectidae
Gene: adgrf3a
Product: adhesion G protein-coupled receptor F3a
Exons: 13
Coding region: 50-2674 (874 amino acids)
Biological process (GO): cell surface receptor signaling pathway; G protein-coupled receptor signaling pathway
Cellular component (GO): membrane
Molecular function (GO): G protein-coupled receptor activity
Source: RefSeq, a predicted model, not a curated record
UGAAAACUCACCGGAAUAUCGUGUUUGUAAUACUGAAUUGUUACGCGAGAUGAAAAAAGUCUACAGCACUUUGAAGGGAUUUGACUUUUUAAAUAUUAUCAAAUACAGUUUUGGAAGCAUUGUCGCAGAUUUUGAAAUUACAAUCAGUAAAAGUGUGAGUCCAAACGACCUGAUCCAGAAAUCAGAAAACCUAAUCAAAGCUCUGACCAACAGCUCACUCAAUCUGGAAACUACAGGUGUUGUGAGUUUAACGAUGCCAGACAACCCUGUGAAUUACGACUCCCAGCAACACCUCGUAUGCACAUCAAAUGCGGAUCUGAACAUCACGGCAGUGUGGCGCCAGAAGAAAGACAAUGAAAAAGUAUAUUCCAUAACUAAUGGCACAGAGGCAGACAUUACGCUCUCAACACGCAAGUCCACACUCACUCUCAAAAGGAUAUCAGCCUCCUGGGAAGGAGAGUACUCAUGUUUAUUCCCUCAAAAGAAAGACUCAUUAGUCAUAACUCACAGUGCCAGUGCCGUAAUGGACGUAGCUCUCCUGCCAAACAUUUUCAUCACCGCAGUCCCAGAAUUUCCACGCUGUCACACCAAAGACGAUGUACUGAAAAUAACAUCCAAAUGUUUGAUAAGGAAGGACAAUGAAGCUUACACCGUGAAAUGGGAAAGUCAAAAAAUGCCUGGGAAAAUUACUCAAUUACAAGCCGAGGACUCCUCUGAAGAAGCUGUUUAUCCAGCUGAGGCAGCGGUCACCUGCAACCCAAAUGACCCGAAACCGACAGUAAAGUGCACAUUUAAAAACAGACUCAAUCAGUCGAAAAGCGAGUCAUUUGUUUUCAAUAUCAUAUACGAUGGAGAAGAGUUCUGUGCACCAGAGGGUGACUGGGGAGAGACCAAAGCUGGCUUCACUGCAAAGCUACAGUGCCAGAACGCAGACGGACUAAGACAAAGGAGAUGCAGCAUUAAGUCUACAUGGGAACCGGAGGAAGAGAAUUGUGUAAACAACGAUGUGUCGAGUUUGCUGCACUUUGCACGUGAUGUUGACAUCGGACUUGGCUCAUUAAAUGAAAAUGCUGAAGACGUAUUUAACCGCCUGCGUAAUGUCACUAAUAACUCAAUGGCUAUCAACACCGUGUCCAACGUGAAGGCAACGGUGGACGUACUCAAUGUCUUGAGUGACAAGCAAGGGCUCACGCUGAAUGGAUCAGGAGUGUCUGGCUUUCUGGAAUCAUCCAGCAACUUGAUGGAGAAGUCUCUUGAGAAAACAUGGACCGUAAAAAAAGAUGAUCAAAAUUUGACAUUGGCAGAGACAUAUAUACGUUCUGUUGAGAAAUUAAUUAAGAUGGCAAACAUAACGGCUAACAACAUCCAAAAAAAUAUAGAGAUGGCCACGUGUGAUAAAAAGCCGGGGUCUGGAUGUACCAACACCGCCUUCGGUGUCACUGUCGAUUUUGAUAGUUCAGACAAUGGCAGCGUGGCAACAGCUGGAUUUAAACAACUGGAGAACUAUUUGCCCCAGAGAGAUGAGGAGUACGAGGUCAACAGCAUUGUUGUGACGACAACCACUCAAAAGGAUCACUCGGGUUCAGUGAUUCAAAUGAAAUUCCCGUUGCUCCGUCCAAGGGCUCGCAACGUACGAAUAAAGUGUGUCUCAUGGGACUACGACAAAAGACAAUGGUCAUCGCGUGGAUGUGAAUGGAUGGGUCCUCAAGCUGAUGGACACUGUGUUUGCAACCAUUUGUCCUCAUUUGCCAUUUUAAUGGCUCGGUAUCCAAUAGUUCUCCCAUGGAUGAGUGAGAUAACCCUCAUUGGUCUGUCUAUAUCAGUCAUGUCUUUAGUUAUUUCUCUUGUAAUAGAAGUGAUCGUCUGGAGGGAUGUAGUUAAAAGCAAUACUCGAUAUCUACGGCACGUUGCCCAGGUAAACAUUUCUCUGUGUUUGCUAGUCGCAGAUGGCUGCUUUUUAGCAUCUUUCAAGCCAGAUACAAUUUCCGAGGUCUGGUGUAAGGCCUUGGUGAUGUUGAAGCAUUUCUGUUACUUGUCCAUGUUCUUUUGGAUGUUUUGUCUGAGCAGCACGCUUCUUCAUCAAGCAGUUUUCCUGUUCCACAAGAUGAGCAAGAAGGUUUACCUGAGGUUCUACAUAAUCCUGGGCUACGCAUGUCCGCUACUUAUCGUUUUGAUCACAUUCCUUACUAACAGGGCUGGUGCUGAGGGCGUGUACUUCUCCAAAGAAACCUGUUGGCUGGUUUAUAGUGGACUUUUUAGUGGGUCCAUCCACACAUUUAUGAUACCAGUCGGUAUAAUUGUUAUCGUCAACGUGUUGUCCAUGGUGGUGGUAAUCAUUAAGCUUUUGGAUCACCCUACGAAUGCAGGAACCUCUGAUGACAGAUCUGCUGCCAAAUCGGUCAUGAGGACCGUUAUUCUUCUGACACCGAUCUUCGGUGUCACUUGGAUCUUUGGAUUUGGUGUAACUAUUCUCGACCUCUCAUCUGGGAUCGCAGCUCCUUUGGUCAACUAUGCCUUUAUCCUGCUGAACUCAUUUCAGGGUUUGUUUAUUUUGUUAACCACAUACCUGGGGGACAAUCUGACCCGUGCAGCACUGCUAAACCAUCUGAAAACAAGGGUAAGCGCAUCCGUCAGUGACAGCUCCACCACGUUGGACACAAAAUUGAGCAAGUGA